Molecule: messenger RNA, 3501 nt
Organism: Metarhizium album ARSEF 1941
Lineage: Eukaryota; Fungi; Ascomycota; Sordariomycetes; Hypocreales; Clavicipitaceae
Exons: 2
Coding region: 1-3501 (1166 amino acids)
Biological process (GO): regulation of transcription by RNA polymerase II; DNA-templated transcription
Cellular component (GO): chromatin
Molecular function (GO): RNA polymerase II cis-regulatory region sequence-specific DNA binding; zinc ion binding; DNA-binding transcription factor activity, RNA polymerase II-specific
Source: RefSeq, a predicted model, not a curated record
AUGUCGAAUCCCACCGCAGCUGCAAGUGCUCCUGCUGCUGGCACCAGCAACCCCCCGCCUGCUGACGACUCUGCCUCUACCAUUACUGUAAACACCAAGGCACCUUCCGCCAACUUUCCUCCCCCCAAGACGGAUAAGCCUCGUCCGCACGUCUGCGCAACUUGCCAGCGCUCCUUCGCUCGACUCGAGCACCUGAAAAGACACGAGCGUUCCCAUACCAAGGAGAAGCCAUUCGAGUGCCCCGAAUGCGCGCGAUGCUUCGCCCGUCGUGACCUGCUGCUUCGCCACCAGCAGAAGCUUCACCAGACAUCUACCCCGUCCUCGCGCCCUCGCAAUCGACGCGAGUCUGCCAGUGGUGUCACUCCCGCACAGAGCCGACGUAAGAAUAGCGUGGCCGGUGUCAACGCCGCUGGAUCCGGCACUACCGCGGCUUCGAUGCGCCCGAGGGCAAACACCAUCAGCCACGUAGAUGGUGCUGCGAUGCAGAUGCUCGCCUCAGCAAAUGCCUCGGUGGCGCGGGGCAUGGCUCAUAGCCGUCACCCGAGCCUGGUUGGACUCCCGGUCCAUAACCUGGAUCACGUCUUUGGUGGCAUGUCUGCUGUUCUGGGCCAGAGAGGACUGCAGCAUGGACUCCCCAAGCUGGAGACGUCACAAAUCGGGAACAACGACUUUGACGCUGGUGGCCUGAGGACGGCGCCGCCCAUGGCCGUCUUCAACCCAGAGUUCGACUUUGAAGGUCUCUUUUUCGGGCCAGCAUCUACAAUCAACCCCAAUGCUCUGCACUACAAUGACUCUCCGCAGUCAAUGGCCCUGGACCAGACAUCUCAGUUCGGUCAAGGUCUGAACGACGUUGCCACGACGCAGCACUUUGAUGACAAUCUUGACUGGGUAACGGGCUUUGAGCAUCAGAUGUCAUUCAACACCAACGAGCACGUGAUAGACGGAUCGAGCCCGUCUGCUAUAAGCACGACGAGUCAGAGUGGGAUUAGCGAUGUCAUGGUAGAUGGAUCAAACCACCCGGCCCCAGCUGGGACGAGUACCAUGUGGCAACCUUCCGUCAUGGGACCCCCGCAAAUGCCGAACCCGUUUGCGAUGGAUUUGAAUGGUUCAGUCUUUCCAGACCUCCUUAGUGGUGCUCCAUUAUCACCUCAGCCAGCUACUCAAAAGAUCAAUGACCCGUACUUCUCCGCGCCUCCAACUUCGCUGAGCUCGCUGAGCACUUCCGUCGUAUCUGGAAUAAAUUCUCAGCCCCUGAACCCUCCCCUCGGCCUCGACGCCGCACAGGAAACUCCGCCAUCCCUCAACGGGGGGAACCACGCCGCGCCUCCCGUGACAACUAUAACAGAUGCCACCCGGACUGCUAUCGUGACUAUUCUUUCCCACUGUCUGCCCUUUGGUAGCCGUAAAACCCCUUCUUCAUUUUCUUCUCCAGGCUCGCCGUUAUCGCCUCAAAGCCAGCCGGGCAGCAGCUCCUCGUCGUACCGGGCUAUCGACGUUCCCAGUACCCAGGAUCUCCAGAGAUAUGUCAAGGCUUACUUGACAUGUUUUCAUCCGCAUCUCCCAUUUUUGCACCUUCCUACGCUGUCUUUUGACGUGUCUCCCGAUUCAAUAGGUCGUUUUAAUGGCGCAGGCGGCAAUGGAUGCCUGCUGCUUUCCAUGGCUGCAUUCGGCGCUGCUUACGAGAUGGAACAUGCUCAGUCCAAAGACUUGUUUGACAUGGCCAAAAAGAUUGUCUUUUUUUAUCUCGAGGAAAGACGCAAGUCAGAUGUCCGCAGAGCCGAUGCACGACGGAGCACCAUCUCUACAGACUCAAAGGUCCAACAGAACCAGGCGCAAUCCAGCACACCGUUGUGGCUCGUUCAAGCUAUGCUUCUCAACGUCGUCUACGGCCACACCUGCUCCGAUAGAGUGACGAGUGAGAUCGCGUCGACACAUUGUGCUUCUCUGGUCAACCUCGCCCAGUCUGCCGGCUUAAUCAGCCGAGGCAAGGGCAGCGCGCCAACCAAGCAAGAUGUCCACAUGACUGAUACCGGUAGCUGGACGCACGUAUCUGAGCAGGAAGAACAUGAAAAGUGGCUCCGGUGGAAGUCUAUGGAGGAGCGUAAACGCACGGUAUACGUCAUCUUCAUCCUGUCCAGUUUGGCUGUUGCCAGCUUCAACCACAGCCCGGCCUUGAGCAAUUCCGAAAUAUCACUGGACCUUCCGUGCGACGAAGAAUUCUUCGCUGCGGAGUCUGGUGACGUCUUUGCCUCACAGGGAGGAGUGGAAGCGGCAAACCACAACCGCCUCACUUUCUUUGACUCACUGGCAGGUCUUCUGCGCACAAGCGAGAGACAACGCUCCGUGGGCAACAGCAAGGCUCAGUUCGGAUCACCAUUGACCACUGCAGACGCACCUCUGACGAAUCUGAGACCCAGCACGUUUGGCUGUUUGGUGCUCAUAUACGCGCUACACAACUACAUAUGGGAGACCCGACAACGCCACCCCAGCGGGACGUGGACUGUCGCAGAAACCGAAAAGAUGCACGCGCACAUCGAACCGGCCCUCAUGGCUUGGCAGAUCGCAUGGUCCAGCAACCCGCAACACAGUAUUGAGCGUCCAAAUCCGUUUGGCUUGGGACCAAUGUCUGCAGACGCGAUCCCUCUUCUGGAUCUCGCGUACGUCAAGUUGUUUGUUGACUUUGGUCCGGCCAAGGCGAAAGUUUGGCAACGAGACUGGGAUGGCAUGAUCAAGGAGCUGUCCCGAGUCUGCGAGACGCAGGAUGAAGCACGGUCGCCAACUUGUUCCGAAUCUGGCACAGACCCGUUGUCCAGCUCGGUCAUGAACUCCGGAUUCAUGGACUCGCCGGCGACGCAAAGCUCCCUUAGCGGCAUGCAUGUUGACAAGUCUUUCGACGGCGAGCAGGAAGCGAAUGGUACGGGGCGGAGCAUAUCACGACGAUGCGAGAGAUACCUAAGAACAGCCUCCUUCUAUGCUGUUGACUCUCUAUCCAUGUCGGACAAGCUCGGAGUCACGUUUGCGGACAAGACUAGCCACGAACUGCCCAUGCAGACUGCUAUUUGCGCUGCUGAAUGCGCGCAAGUGGUUGCCGGGUGGAUGACGAUGCUCCAAGAGCGAGUCGGCCCGUACCUAGGUAUUGUGGGCCAAGAUGAUAUGGAUUUCAGCCAGGUCCCUGCGAUUAUCCUCUUGGAGGAAGAAGAUAUUAGGCUUUUGGACAAGGUCAGAGACAUUUUGUCGACGGCGGAGCUGAAGAUCAAUAUGCGGCUAGGAUCGAAUGCUGAAGGCGCGACCAGUGGACAUGAGUCUGUCUUAUCGCCGGAUGGGUUCACUGGCUAUGCGUCUCAAAUCCUUCGUCUCGCGGCGUGGAUGGUAAGCAAAUCCGGGGUUUGGCCUGUGACUCAUGUUGCGGCUCAUGGGCUGGAGACGUAUGCGAAUCACUUGCGAAUGAGGGCAGAAAAGUCGGUGGCAGGGUCCAUGCCGCUGUCUAUGCAAGACGUAUGA